CGGUGCCAGGCGGCACUAGGGCUCCCCCCUCGCCCGCCCCGCCCUCCCCUCCCCACUCGCUCCUCCAGCGGGCAGCGGAGCUCGCCCCGCCGCCGCCGCCGCAGUGGUCCAGGUUAAAAGGCGUUGCCGGUAACUACAGUUUGUGCUUCCCUGCAACAAAAGUAAGAAGUACAAUGUAUGCCUAUUGAGUUCCCUAAAUAAAAGAGCCUUUCGACGCUCACGCCUUUGGUUAGGUUCCAUUUGGCUGGUGUAUUGAUGCAGUCUACCUGUGGGGAGAGAGAACGCUUGCCUGUAUUUGUGAAGAGGAGACGGAGAAUUUGGUGAUUUUUUCAUUUUAUACCUGUGAAUUUUCUGCAAUCCAAAGAUGGCAGCAAAUAAGCCUAAAGGACAGAAUUCAUUGGCUUUACACAAAGUCAUCAUGGUGGGAAGCGGUGGUGUAGGAAAAUCUGCUUUAACACUACAGUUUAUGUAUGAUGAGUUUGUUGAAGAUUAUGAGCCCACCAAAGCAGACAGCUAUAGGAAAAAGGUGGUUCUGGAUGGGGAAGAAGUCCAAAUUGAUAUAUUGGACACAGCAGGGCAGGAGGACUAUGCUGCAAUUAGGGACAACUACUUCCGAAGUGGAGAAGGCUUUCUUUGUGUCUUCUCUAUUACAGAGCUGGAAUCCUUUGCAGCAACUGCAGACUUCAGGGAGCAGAUCUUAAGAGUAAAAGAAGAUGAGAAUGUUCCUUUUUUGCUAGUUGGUAACAAAUCGGAUUUGGAAGAUAAAAGGCAAGUUUCCGUAGAGGAAGCAAAAAACAGAGCUGAUCAGUGGAAUGUUAACUAUGUGGAAACUUCUGCAAAAACACGAGCUAAUGUUGACAAGGUGUUUUUUGAUUUAAUGAGAGAAAUUAGAGCCAGAAAAAUGGAAGACAGCAAAGAAAAGAAUGGGAAGAAGAAAAGAAAAAGCCUAGCUAAGAGGAUCAGAGAAAGAUGUUGCAUUUUAUAAUCAAAACCCUGAAUUCCUUUCCUACCCUGACCAUACUAAUAAAAACCAUAAUUUAUAAGCAUGCCAUUGAAGGCUCAAGUGACUGAAAUUACUCUAACAUGUUGGAAAUUGUAAUGUACCACUAAAAGCAUGAAUUGGAGCUGCACUGAGAGUCAAAUUCACUGAAAAAAAAAAAUGAUGUGGCUUCAAGAGAAGCAAAGUUCAGUCCAUUUCAUAGUUGCCUACCUUCUCACAUUUCUUCUGAAUGUAGGGUUUCAUAGGCAGUCUUUUCUUUAAUAGUGAACAGAGAGGGGAAGUAUUACUUUGUGGGUUCUUGUAAAGCAUACUUUUUUAUCACUGGUAAUUGUCGAUUCAUCUUGUCUUUUGUUGCCUUGAAAAUUACAAUUGUGAACGUGAUACCUAACAAAGCGGUAUGCAGUUGUUUUGCCAUGGAGUUACGCAAAUUAGAAAAGAAUAAUGUAUAUGCGAACAGUUAUGUUGGGGAAAAUUAUAUGUGGUUCUGCAUUACCUGAUUAACCUAGAAGAGUGAUGUAAUCUUUUACAUUGAAACAUUUGAAUAUGCCUUAAUUUUAAAACCUAAACAUAGCAGGUUGCUUAAUCAAGGGUGUAUUUUCAACUUUGUUGCAUGGAGACUGUCCCUGUGCAUCAGUGCAAGACUGCCCUCUCUGUGGAGUGCAGUUAUGUGAAUGAUUUCGCUAACUAGCUGUUUGCUAGCAGUGUCUGUUCUUUAAAUGUGUGCCAUACUCUGGUAUUGUGAAUAAUACAGAGCGUAUUCUGUCAUCUGUAACUUGGUAGACUAUAUGGUAUCUUAAAACUAAAAGGUCAGAAUACAUAUAAGACUGAAGUCAUAAGCCUGUGGCACAUCUAAGCCUGGAAUGGUCAUUUGAAACUUAAUGUGCUGAUACCUUGAAACUUCCCUUUUGCGAGUAGAUUUUUGUCUAGGUGUUCCUUGGGUUUUAACUCCCUGGAGUUGGGUGGAAUGGAGCUGAUUCAGUAGCGCUAAUGUGUUUUGAGUUAAGAUGUUGUCUGGGAAAUUCUGGUGUCAUCAGUUAAUUUCUUUUGUGUUCCUAAUACUCAGCUAUGGGAACCUGGUGUGUUAUGCUGAAGCUCUUUGCAGGUUUUGUACUGUUUAGUUUAUGUUGAUUUUCAAAUGGGGAACAUUGUAGCUACUUUUUCUAGUUAAUGUUGAUAUUAAACAAUCAGACAUGCUUUGCAAUACAGAAACAUUUACCAUGUGCAUCCAAAAUCCCCAAACAAAACAUACUGCCUCAGUUGCUUCAGAACAGCAAGAAUACUAGCACACAGUUAGUAUGCUGCAUCUUAACUAAAAAUAUACCAGAAUGUUUGAGGGUUUUGGACUCCUCUGGGGUAAGACAGGCUAGAUCAAUUCCACAAACUGUUAUACUUUUUAUACAUGUGUAAGCCUAUAACUGACAGUUUAAAAUGUGCUCAAACAAACUAGGUAGCAAAUAUUUAACUUUCAUGCUAACAGACAUUUUAGGGACUCAAGUCUUAGAAGUUAUAUUUGUCAUGUUAAAUAUUUAUCAAUAAGAAUUUUGUAUGUGCAUUUAGUAGACUGCCAAGUGCAGAAUUAAAGUUACUCAUGUAACUAUGGCAAAUAAGCCAGUCUUCAUCUUACUGUGUACUCAUUUGGGUCCAUUUGGCCAGGGAGUCUAACCACUAACAUUAUGACUUUGCUUUGGAACCUGUAUACUAGGAACUGAGGUGUUAUGAAGCCACUGGACACAUGAAACUUGUCUUGGCUGAUGCCUUAUCCUGUCCUUUUAUUUGCUAUUUGAGCCAUUGAAAGAUGAAUAAACUUCCAUUUUUUUAAAA
Messenger RNA from Aquila chrysaetos chrysaetos, 2821 nucleotides. RefSeq names its product RAS like proto-oncogene A (gene RALA). Gene Ontology annotation, biological process: regulation of exocytosis; Ras protein signal transduction. The coding region runs from base 365 to 985 and encodes 206 amino acids. The transcript is spliced from 7 exons. The record is from RefSeq and is a predicted model, not a curated record. Lineage: Eukaryota; Metazoa; Chordata; Aves; Accipitriformes; Accipitridae. Gene Ontology annotation, cellular component: plasma membrane. Gene Ontology annotation, molecular function: GTP binding; GDP binding; GTPase activity.